AUGUCUACCCCACCAAACGAAAUCUCCGAGUCCCAGUCCCCGCCCCAGCAACCUACUACCGAUUCAGAAACCGAAAUGCCGCUCAUCAACUGCGAAAAGCUCGAAGUCUACAAAAGCAAGUUGAGCCUACCUGCUGUGUAUCUCUCAACGGGCCUCAAAGCCCUAUUCCGAGGCUCUGACGGUGCGGAAACAUGGCAUCGUGAAGUUUAUACCAGCAUCUCACGGCGGAAUGCAAUGAACGGCCCAGAGAGUCCAGAGCAACGGCGGGAGAGGUGGCCGAGUACGAGUGAUGUGGUGGAUGAGUAUUGUAAGAAAGAGAAUAUCCGGAUAGAGACAGUAGAGUUGGUACAUGGAGCAAAGCUGCAUUUAGUUGGUGAGAGGAGCAGCGAGGGAAAGGUUAUUCUGUGGUAUCAUGGUGGGGGGUAUGUAGGACCUCUAAAGUCAGGACAUGUAAUAUUCCUGAUGCAGUGCGUAAAGAGGCUAGAGGAGAGCGGGAAAACGGCCGUACUUUGUAUCGUAGAAUACGGACUUGCUCCAGAAGUCAGGUACCCCGUUCAGUAUAUUCAGGGUGUAGAAGCCGUCAGGCAUCUUCUCAACGAAGCAAAAUAUGAACCUUCCGAUAUAAUAAUUGGGGGCGACUCAUCCGGCGGAAACCUAGCCCUCGGCGUUAUUUCUCAUAUUCUCCACCCUCAUAAGGACAUCCAGCCACUAACACUCGGCUCCAAAGACUUUGGUGGCAUACUCCUAUUAUCACCAUGGGUAACCUUUGAAAACACAGCCAAAUCGUUCAAAGAGAAUGCUGAGAAGGACUACCUUUACGCCGAAAACGCUGCCGCAUGGGCCCCCAGCGAGUUCUGCGAUCACGCGGAUUACAACUCGUAUAAUGUUCCUUUAUCCGCAGACCCAAGUUGGUGGACAGGAUUCCCAGGAGCGAAGACACUACUCGUAUGUGGUGAGUGGGAGCUAUCACGAGAUGACAUUAAGGAGAUUGGUGAGAGGAUGGGGAAGGGAGGAGUACAGGGUUUGACGGUGGAAAGUUGCCCGAAGGAGGUGCAUGCCGCGUGUAUCUUUGAUGCCCAGUUUGGUUUUAAGCCUCAAAUUAUGGCAAAGACUGUGUUUGGGUGGCUUGUGACAGUGUUUAGUUAA
Molecule: messenger RNA, 1146 nt
Organism: Morchella importuna
Lineage: Eukaryota; Fungi; Ascomycota; Pezizomycetes; Pezizales; Morchellaceae
Exons: 5
Coding region: 1-1146 (381 amino acids)
Molecular function (GO): hydrolase activity
Source: RefSeq, a predicted model, not a curated record